This is a messenger RNA of Tripterygium wilfordii, 2589 nucleotides long. Its product is annotated as long chain acyl-CoA synthetase 1. The record is from RefSeq and is a predicted model, not a curated record. Gene Ontology annotation, biological process: cutin biosynthetic process; wax biosynthetic process; fatty acid metabolic process. NCBI's taxonomy places the organism in Eukaryota, Viridiplantae, Streptophyta, Magnoliopsida, Celastrales, Celastraceae. Gene Ontology annotation, molecular function: long-chain fatty acid-CoA ligase activity. The coding region runs from base 354 to 2369 and encodes 671 amino acids. Gene Ontology annotation, cellular component: endoplasmic reticulum; membrane. The transcript has 20 exons.
GGACAGGUUUUAAAUGUAUAGAAUGCUGAGGGCUGGUUUGUUUUAGUGAAAAUUCGUUAAUUGCAUUUGUAGCAAGUGCUUCCUCUAGAUGGGUACAGUGUGUAAUGGGGUUUCCUCAUUUGUUUACUUCAAACCAACCAUAUACUUGGCUGCUUAAUGCAUAUUAACUUGAUGUACUUUAAAAAGAUCAAUUUUCCUACUAUUGCUCUUGAUGUAUAUUACCAUAAGGAGUAAGGACUCAUUUACUGACCUUAAAUAUAGAAUUAAGGCUUUGAAUGACGACUAUAUGGAUGUCUCAUGUAUAAAUUUGAUGCUUUGUUUGCUCUUGGUGGAUCAUUCACAACUAGUAUUUGAUGUGCGUGCUGAAAGUUUUGCAGCAGAGGAAAAUGAAUGUUUUUACAGCCCAGGUUGAGGAAGGAAGGGAAGGACAUGACGGGAAGCCAGCAGUUGGUCCUAUCUACCGUAAUCUACUGUCCAAGGAUGAGUUCCCUCCACCUGACUGCAAUCUUAAUACAUCUUGGGAUCUUUUCAGUGUAUCUGUCGAAAAGCAUCAGGGGAAUAGGAUGCUAGGAUGGCGUCAAAUCAUUGAUGGGAAGGUGGGGCCUUAUAGCUGGAAAACAUACAAAGAAGUUUAUGAAGAAGUUUUGCAAAUUGGUUCUGCAUUGCGAUCGUCUGGUGCUGAACCUGGAUGCCGAAUUGGGAUUUACGGAUCAAAUUGCCCCCAGUGGGUGGUGGCAAUGGAGGCUUGCAAUGCUCACAGUCUGGUCUGUGUGCCUCUUUAUGAUACUCUCGGUCCAGGGGCUGUAAAUUUUAUUAUAGAUCAUGCUGAGGUUGAUUUUGUUUUUUUCCAAGAUAAAAAAGUGAAAGAACUUUUGAAUCCCGAUUGUAGAUCUGCUCAACGGCUUAAAUCAAUGGUUUGCUUCACUUCAUUGUCAGAGAAAGACAAUGAUAAGGCAGAGCAAAUGGGGAUAAAGUCGUACUCUUGGGAAGAGUUCCUUCAUAUGGGAAAGGAAGAUCCAGUUGCAAUAGUGGCACCUCAGCCUUUUAACAUUUGCACAAUCAUGUAUACGAGUGGCACCAGUGGAGAUCCUAAAGGAGUUAUGUUGACACAUGAAACAGUUGCAUACCUUAUAAGAGGGAUGGAUCUAACUCUUGCACAAUUUGAAGACAAGAUGACAGUGGAUGAUGUCUAUUUAUCUUUCCUGCCCCUUGCUCAUAUCCUUGAUCGCAUGAUUGAGGAAUAUUUCUUCCACAAUGGCGCAUCUGUUGGCUACUAUCAUGGGGACUUGAACGCAUUGAGAGAUGAUAUUGUGGAAUUGAAGCCAACAUUUUUAGCCGGUGUACCUCGAGUCUUUGAAAGAAUUCACGAAAGUAUAAUAAAAGCGCUAGAGGAACUCAGGCCACUGAGAAGACGGAUUUUCGAUGCUCUCUACAGAUAUAAACUUUAUUGGAUGUCCAUGGGAUAUAAACAAAAGAAUGCGUCACCAUUGGCUGACCUGUUAGCCUUUAGAAAGGUCAAGGCUAAGUUAGGUGGUCGUCUCCGACUUAUAGUCUCUGGAGGUGCACCGUUGAGCUCAGAGGUGGAAGAAUUCUUGCGGGUUACUUCUUGUUCCUUCGUAGUCCAGGGCUAUGGGUUGACAGAAACCUGUGGUCCGGCUGCUCUUUGCUACCCGGAUGAAAUGUCCAUGAUUGGUACAGUUGGUGCUGUAGCUGUAUAUAAUGAGCUGCGACUGGAGGAAGUUCCAGAGAUGGGCUACAAUCCGCUUGGAAAUCCUCCUACUGGAGAAAUAUGUAUGAGAGGGAAGACUCUUUUCUCUGGCUACCUUAAAAAUCCUGAACUGACUAGAGAAGCUAUGAAAGAUGGGUGGUUUCAUACAGGGGACAUAGGGGAAAUUCUUCCAAAUGGAACCAUUAAGAUAAUUGAUAGGAAGAAGAAUCUCAUAAAGCUUUCUCAAGGAGAGUAUAUCGCAAUCGAGCAUUUGGAAAAUAUAUAUAAUAUUACUCCAAUUGUUGAAGAUAUCUGGGUCUAUGGGGACAGCUUCAAGUCGAUGCUUGUUGCAGUAGUUGUACCACACGAAGAAAACACUAAAAAAUGGGCGUACAUAAAUGGUCAAAAAGGUUCACUCUCUGAGCUUUGUUCUCUUGAUCUGUUGCGGAAGUACAUCCUCCAAGAACUGAAGUCCACAGCUGAGAGAAAUAAGCUGAGAGGUUUUGAAUAUAUAAAAGGAGUAAUUCUGGAUCCCCAUCCCAUUGACAUGGAAAGAGAUUUAGUGACUGCAACACUGAAGAAGAAACGAAACAAGCUGCAUCAGUAUUAUCAGGUGGAAAUUGAUGAACUCUACGGAAAACUGACCGCAGGUAGAGUCUAAGAUUACGGUUAGGAGACAAUAUAUCAGUCCCUCAGCUCACGUAGUUUUCUGGACCGACCUUAUCCGGCUUUGUAAUAAGGGUUGAGUGUUCUUCAGGUCCUUCCUGAUGUAUUUUGUAUAGUACUACUUCACUGCCCUGCUACAAACUUUUUAAAAGCUGAGAAGCUUUAUGUUCAUGGGAAUAUAUUGCAGUUGCUGACUAAUUGAGGAUGGUUAAAUA